CUUGCUACAUUAUUAAGGCCCACAAAAAAUAUUAUGCAUAUAUUUUUGCUUUUCUGGUGUUUAAAAAAAGCAUAAUUUUGUUAAUGCAUAUAUAUGAUUUUAUUUGUGUUUCAGGCCUUAAUUUAAGUUCACUGUUUAUUUAAGCUGGUGGUGUUUGAGUUUGUUUGCCUUAUCUAAAACAUCCUUUAUGUGGUUAAUUUUGAGGACUUUUAGGUUGAAACCCUAUUGUAGGGGAAGAGACUUUUAUUUUAAAGGAUUACACCUGGGAGGAAGGAAGGCCUAAAAUAAAGUAGGAAAUGGUUAGAGAUGGAGCAUGCUGUUCAAACCUACAAUGUGAUUCUGGAGGAUUUCCUUAGUUUUUGAAAUCCCUUUUCUAGAAUAUUUGUGUCUCCUUGUUGAACUAAAAGUGGAUUUAAUUGCUGCUGAGUUUCAAGAGACAAUUGGAUUUUUUGGGGGGUUUUUCCUUCAACAUUUUAAUGGACGAUCUUGGGAUUUAUCAAUUUUUUCCUGGAUUACUCACGUUUCUAAAAGGUCUGAGGGAGGACCUAACUAAGGACUAACAAAAGACAAUGAGCUAAGUGUUGGAAAUUUUGUAUUUGUAUUUUCUAUUCUAAUAUAUGCAUAUGAAUUUAAUCCUGUGGUGUGUGAUUUAGCUGGGUCUAUUUUGAUCAUCCUCACCAGAUCUUUCCUAUUUAGUAACACACAGUAUUUGAGUGCCUGAACUUUAUUGUAACUAAGAGGUUAAAUGAUUUAUUCAAACAGACUUGUUACAGAUGGUGGCCCGUACGGGGACUCAUGUGUUUUUGAACUGUGUUACUGGUUACUGAGUGGAUUGUGAUUGAAUUAUAUUUUGUGUGUUAAGUAUUUUUGUUCUUACAAUGCAGAAUUCCAAUUCAAACCCAGAGACAGAGUCCAUUCAUGUAGAUAGUGUGGGGGCUGCAGAGUCUCUUCCUUCUCUUCCUUUCCAGCCUGUUUCACCUAGAGAUACCUACAGGGAUGUUGUUGAAAUCAGUUCUCUAUUAAGUGAGCUGUACAUUAACAGUCAGGCUGAAGAGAGUGAUGAGGAAGGCCAGCCACCUUUGAAUCCUAUAGGAAAUGAUAUUGAGAGAAUGGAUUCUGAAAUAAACACCCUCACCCAAUCUGUUCAAGAAUUACACACAGAAAUUUCCACAUUAAAAGAUGAUUUUCGAGCUCACAAUCAAAGUGCACUUAAUAGAGAAACUGCCUUCAGAGAAACUCUGGAUCAGCGGUUUGAGGAUAUUGAAGAAUUAAUGCAAAGGUCUCUGAAUAAGCUAGAACAUGCUGUUGUAGAGUGUCUUCAGAGAAGGGAUGAACAAUGGAAAAAGGAAGUUGCCCAAAUAAGAAAAACUAGCACCCCUGUGGCACGUCUUUCCUUUGGAGCUUCUGCUUCAGACACUGGGCAGUCAGCACAGCCACCUACUUCCUAUCCCAAACCUCCAAUUAAUCUUGAGUUUCCACACUUUGGUGAAGCCAGAGAAACCAGUGAUGUGGUAGAGUUUGUGGAGCGUUGUGAGAAUUUUUUAACACUCAGACAUAUAUCAGACAUUGAACUUAUAGCUACGCUGAAUUCUGUUCUUUCUGGUCCAGCCAGGAGCUGGUGGCUUGCCGAAAGAAGCAAGAUCCACAACUGGAUGGAUUUUAAAAAUGCAUUUUUGGGAGCAUUCUUACCCACUGACUAUCUUACAGAGGUAGAAGAACAACUCAAAGCUAUGAUCCAGGAGCCUAAUCAAUGUAUUAGAGAUUUUGCCUAUGACUAUAGGGCAUUGUGUCUGAAGUGGAAAAAUGAUCUCCCUGAGGAGGAAAUGGUAAGAAGGAUUCUGAAUAACUGCAACCCUUCUUUGGCUGGAAGCCUACGUGGUGCUGUGCAUACAGUAGAACAGUUAGUUAAGGUUGGAUCAAUGGUAGAAAGAGACCUUAAUUCUAAGAGAGAUUAUUGGGCCAAAGUAAAUCAAAUUAAGGCCAGUGAAAAAGGAAAGAAGAAUCCAACAGUACGACAUGUUAAUGUUCCUAAACCCGCUACUGGGCAAUCCCAACAUCUUGCUUUAGUCCACUCUACAACCCCUCCAUUGCUUCGAGUUGCUAUUAGUAUCCAAGGACGACAAGUUGAAGCUAUAUUAGAUACUGGUUCCACUUACUUUAAUGCAGAGGAAGUUGUGGGAAGCACUGGCUAAACCAGGUGAACAAAUACAAAAACACUCCAACAGAACAUUUAUGCUAGCUGAUGGAAAGGCACAAAAAUCAGAAGGUAGAGUUCCUAUUACUUAUGAGUGGCAUGGACUAGUGUGGACUGUUGAUACCUAUGUGAUGGCAGAUGAACAGCUGGCUUUUCCACUUAUUUUAGGCCUGGAUUUUCUUAGUCAAACUGGUGUACGAGUACAUGUGGCCGAAUAUAACUAUGAACUAUGCAUUAAUGGAAGAGCUAGAGUAUUUCCUUUUCUUAGCCAGCCUCUAGGGAAAAAGUUAUGGAGCCAGCAAGAAGAACAUGUAGUCACCUUGUACAUGGCUUUACCCCUGGACUCUGAAGUGCCUGAGCAAUUGAUUACCACGGUGCCAACUUUAAUUGAUGAUCUGAUACUAAGGUAUCCCCCUGAGGUGCAACAACUUCUGUAUGCUUGGCCUUCUGUGUGUUCAGACAAGCUGGGGAAGACAAACCUUACCACCCACAAGAUCAUGACAACCGAUGAUAUACCGAUAAGGUGCAAGGCCUAUCGAGUCUCUCCUCUAAAGAAGGAUGUUAUUAGGGAGGAGGUUCACAGGAUGCUUCAGGAAGGCAUAAUUGAGCCCUCACAGUCUUCUUGGGCCUUCCCAGUGGUCCUUGUGCCAAAACCUGAUCAAAGCCUACGUUUCUGUGUUGACUAUAGAAAGUUAAAUGCAAAAACACCCCAGGAUGCUUACCCUAUGCCCAUUAUUCAUGAUAUAUUGGAAUCUAUGCACGGGGCAAAAUAUUUUAGCACAUUGGAUUUAAAAUCUGGGUACUGGCAGGUACAAAUGGACCAGGAUAGUCGCGAGAAGACUGCUUUCAUCACUCCGUUUGGCAUAUAUCAUUUUUUGACCAUGCCAUUUGGUCUAAAAAAUGCAGGGGCUACAUUUCAACGUCUUAUGGAAAGAGUCCUUGGUGAGUUAAGGGGGACAAUCUGCUUUGUGUAUAUAGAUGAUAUUAUUGUAUACUCACCUUCCCAGCAGAAGCACCUUCAAGAUCUGGAAGCUGUUUUUUCAAGACUCCACCAAGCCAACUUGACCCUGAAUUUGAAGAAAUGCCAUUUUCUUAAGAAUGAAUUGAGGUUCCUGGGCCAUGUUGUUUCUGGAAAAGGGGUGGAAGCAGACCCAGAAAAGACAAGCGCUAUCACCAACUACCCUGUUCCUCAUGACAUUCAUUCAUUACAGAGGUUUGUAGGCAUGAUAGGCUGGUACCACAAGUUUAUCCCACAUUUUGCAGAGCUUGCUGCCCCUUUGUAUCAGUUACAGCGAAAAGGUGUCACAUGGGAAUGGACGGAAAAAUGUCAAGAAAGUAUGGAGAGGCUGAAGGAAGCCCUACAGAAAGCCCCUGUGCUGGCCCAACCAGAUCUGAGCCAUCCUUUUCAAGUACAAACUGACGCCAGUUCUACAGGACUUGGAGCUGUACUUUCACAAAAUAUUGAUA
Messenger RNA from Paramisgurnus dabryanus, 3661 nucleotides. RefSeq lists its product as uncharacterized. The record is from RefSeq and is a predicted model, not a curated record. Gene Ontology annotation, biological process: positive regulation of AMPA receptor activity; regulation of long-term synaptic potentiation; cytoskeleton organization. Gene Ontology annotation, molecular function: mRNA binding. Gene Ontology annotation, cellular component: actin cytoskeleton; plasma membrane; cytoplasm. NCBI's taxonomy places the organism in Eukaryota, Metazoa, Chordata, Actinopteri, Cypriniformes, Cobitidae.